Nerophis lumbriciformis (worm pipefish) is the source of this 1560-nucleotide messenger RNA. The record is from RefSeq and is a predicted model, not a curated record. NCBI's taxonomy places the organism in Eukaryota, Metazoa, Chordata, Actinopteri, Syngnathiformes, Syngnathidae.
AUGGUGAUGUAUGCAAGGAAACCAACAAGACUCAGUGAUGGGUGCACCGACAGAAGGGAUUCACAGUCCUAUCAGACCCAUAAAUCUCAGCCGAAGAGCCAGACCAGCAGCAUUCACCGUUACGACAAGGUGCGCGAUGGCUCAUCAGAGUCCACGCCCCCAUAUAAAAUGCUGCGGUGCUCAGAUGAAAGUCCUUCCAGCAGACAUGGAGAUGGCACAGGACAUAAGUCAAAAAUCCCCCACACGGUUCGAGCUAAAAAUGGGACCAGUGACUCUCCUCAUGAAAACUCUCAAAACAACAGCUACCACCAUGGUGCCGAAUCACAUUCAACUUCAACUCAGAGCAAGCCAGCAGAGCGAGACCCUGCAGAUGACUGGACGGAACACAUUAGCUCUUCUGGGAAAAAGUACUACUACAACUGUAGGACUGAGGUCUCCCAGUGGGAGAAGCCCAAGGACCUGUUGGAAAGAGAGCAACGGCAGAAAGAUCCAGUUAAGUUGGCGGCAAACAGCUUCCCGAGGGACAUGGACUACAGACAAGAGUCCUUGCAGGACAAAGCAACAAAGAAUACUUCAGGGGGCCAGACCAAUGCAGCCAAUCCAAGCCCCAGCCCCAUGUCCUCUACUUCUCAAAACCUAAACACAACUUCUACCACAUCUGCCACAUCCUCGUCCUCCACUACUGGACAAUUAAGUCAAAAUGCCCAAUCUUCACCGCCACUGCUUCAAGACCCAGCCCUCCUGCGCCAGCUCCUGCCUGCACUUCAAGCUACUCUGCAAAUGAACAACGGCGGGAUGGACAUGGCUAAGCUUAAUGAGGUCUUGGCAGCUGCGGUCACCCAAGCUUCCUUGCGGUCUGUGCUUCAUAAGCUCCUUACUGCUGGACCUGCUUUCAACAUCCCUGCUCUGCUCUCAGCUGCUCAGCACGCCAACCAAGCACAGCACUCAAGUCAGUCCCCUGCAUCUCUGACGUCAGACACAUCGUCCCCACGACCUUAUGUGUCACCACGGAAUGGCACCCCGCAGAGCAACCAGAAAAACCUUCAGAAUGUUUACUCGAGCAGUAUUGCAUCCUCGCAGACUAGGGGCAGUACAUCUUCAGCUAAACAAAGUUCUGCCCCUCAGACUCAGACCACAGAGAAGCGUCCUGAAGACCCUAGGACCCUCCAGCAAAGAAGCCAUGAAAUUCCCUCGUCUGGCUCAAACACAGCUGGUGCAAUGUUGUCCCAUCCUACAUCCAGCAGCAACACUCAAAGUCAAUCUGACACUCCCACAUCCUUCACACCCUCCCUGGCAACUCACUUUGAUGAGAAUCUCAUCAAACAUAUCCAAGGAUGGCCUUCAGAUAACACUGAGAAACAGGCGGCCCGGCUGCGUGAGGACAUCCACAACAUGGGAAGCCUCUAUAUGUCAGAGCUUUGCACGGAGAUGAAAAACCUUCGCUCCCUGGUCAGAGUCAGCGAAAUCCAAGCCACACUGAGGGAGCAAAGAAUCCUGUUUUUGAGACAACAAAGCAAAGAGCUGGACAAGCUGAAGAACCAGAACUCUUACAUGGUCUGA